Messenger RNA from Mytilus californianus (California mussel), 6943 nucleotides. Its product is annotated as centrosomal protein of 170 kDa protein B-like. The transcript is spliced from 19 exons. Lineage: Eukaryota; Metazoa; Mollusca; Bivalvia; Mytilida; Mytilidae. The coding region runs from base 220 to 5013 and encodes 1597 amino acids. Gene Ontology annotation, molecular function: protein binding. The record is from RefSeq and is a predicted model, not a curated record.
GUUAUUGCUUCAGGUAUAUGGCAGUUUCUACCUGUCCGUUCAACGAAACAUCCCUCAAUGAAUUCUCAGGAUAAUAUCGAUAUAGAUCAUCUUGUCAACAAAAAUGUGGUCAGUUUGGAAAGAUACUGAAAAAGACUUUUAUUAUAUACUAAAUAUACUAUGAUUGACAUGAUUUAUUGGACAGAAUGUCAUAUUUGGAAAAAUUAAUGAUGAAAAACAAUGAAUUUUAAACAUACAAAUAGCCAUUCCAAUAUUUUUGCCAUACAUGGUCAUUUACAAUUCAAAUUGUUGACCAGGAUUUAUUUUGGUGGAGAUUCAGAAUUUUCUUCAGAGGACCCAGAAACAAGUACAGAUGACUGGGGUCUGGUGGACGAAUGUGGUCAGAGGUACCUCCUACCCAAGACCAUGCUGUUUAUGGGGAGAGAGGAGUGUGAUAUAGUUGUCAAGUCACAAUCCGUGGACAAGAGACAUGCUGUGAUAACGUUCGACCACUACCUGAACAGGUUUAAGAUUAAGGAUCUUAGUACAGUUAACGGGACCUAUGUGAAUAACAUAAGGAUUCAAGACCAAGAAUAUGUCACCUUAAAACAUAUGGACUCUGUCAGACUUGGAACUGAUUCUAUGGUUUACUACAUGGAACAGAUUGAAGAGAAAUCAGCAAUUAAUUUGGAUGAUGACAUCAACAUUCCUCCCCCUCCUACAAUGCCAGCCUGGGCGACAAGAGAAUUAGCAUCCUUAGCCGAAUGUGAGCCUGCUUUUGAAGGAGUGUAUAUUCCCAUACAACCAAUUAUGGGCUGUAUAGCAGAACAGAAAUUAUGUCACACAUGUGGAGGAGAGAGAAAGGACGUUUAUCUAGAGGAAGACGCUGAAGAUGAAGUACACAUUCACACAAGUCAUCACAGAGACAAGACCAAAGAUUCCAACACAUGGCCUCGAAAGAGGGUCAGAAAUACUCAAAACAUUGCCACUUUCUUCCCGGAUAAUAGUAGUUUUGAUGAUUCUGAAAGUGGUCACAGAAUAUUAAGGGGUGAAGGCAGCAUACCCGAAAAUCUUCCUCCAGAAUUAGAGACUGUUAAGAAGUGUACUCCUCUGUAUGGGCAGCCUGACUGGUGGGGAGAGGAGGAGGCUUAUGACAAGAAUUCCAAUUCUGAAAAACCAUCCAAUUUAAGUCUUCAGAACAAUGUAGGAAUAAGUGAAAAUAGUCCUCCUAGUGAAAUUGACAAUAGCAAAGCAUCAAUUUUGUCAAAAGACAGUUUAAUAUCUCAUAAAUCCGGUGAAAUGGACACACCUGAGUCUCCUGAAAAAAAUUCUGUCUCAACUUGUGCUCCCAAACCAGCAGAUGGCAGCAUUAGUAUGGCUUUUACUGUUGAAUUUGACGAAGAAUCACCUAAAAUGAAUAUUAGUGGGAAACUGGAAGAUUUCAUGCCAUCCAAAGUUAGAAGAAGUUUCAGAGGUCGUACUGAUAAGAGAGCUUCUAAAUCAUCAGAGGACUCUUUUAAAGAAGAGAAAAGUUCAUCUCGGGGAUCUUCACCAACAAGGAAGAGCUCAUCAAGAGGAUCAUCACCUGCUCGACAGAAAAAGAUAGAUGAAUUGUGGGAAUCCUCGGAAAAGUCCAGAAAACCUAUGCGACGAAAUUCCAGUGGUGCUAGUGAUUACAGAGAGGAAUCUAAAACUAGUCAUUCAAUAAAAGAGCUUAAUAAUCAGAAGAGAAAGCUUUCGUCGGGAGGAUUAACAAGGGGGAAAUCUUUAAAAACCAAAGAAAGUGAAGUAAAACUUGAACCUGAGGUGAACGAAAGUGCUUCAUAUUUGAUAGAUAAAAUGUUUUCUUCUGGUACAACUAAAUCACCAUUGAAAUCGCCUAAAAGUGAUAGAUUCAGUGAGCAUGCUCUAUAUAGAGAAGCUAAACUGUAUGAAUUUGGCAAAGAUAGUGCCAAGGAUACCGGUACUCCCAAAAAAAUUACACGUCAGCCUCUUCUUAAAAAAAUACCAACAGAAGAGGAGGAGUCUGUUCCUGCUAAAAUCAUCCCUGUUGAGGCCCCUAAAAAACAAGAAGACAAUGUUAGUGAAUCAGGGACGUAUACUAUUGAGGCUGACGCUAAACCAAAAGAAGAGGAGGAAAAGGCUCGGGAAGAUAUUGACAAAGCAUUCGGUAUUACGGAUAAUUAUCUAUCUCAGACCAGUGCUGAAUCUGGUAUAAAAAUUCAGGAUACUGUAGAAAAUGGUGAUGUAAAAUUAGAAGAUAUAGAAGACCAGAUUGAUGAGUUAGAGAAAGUUAGAACACGUGGACCAGAGGCUGAAAGCCUUGAUGUCGAAGUCGGCAGUGAUAUUUUGACAGAACUCAAAAUAGUUGAAGAUGGGAUCCGAAUUCGUAGGCGAGCCAAGAGGCCAACAUCAUGGAAGGAUGACAUGAAAUCGAGGGAGCAUUCGAAGUGGAUGUCUCAGUUGGAAGCAUUGACCAGUAAACCAAAGUCACCAUCGCAUGAUUUGGCUAGUCCACGAUCUAAUCCUGAUGAAAUGCAAGGCACUAGAAAACCACCAUCUGGAUCUAAAAAGAGGCCAGGUACUGGCAGAAAAUUACCCAGACUUCCAAAUGAUAAAGGAAGUCCAUCAGGAAGUGAAACUAGUUCCAGGAUGAGUGAACGUAGCUCAAAAUUAAGUGAAUGUACAACUAGUCCAAGAUGUCUGUCAACUCCGAAUGAGUUGAAAAGGAAUGUGACAAUUUCCGACAAGGUUAUAAAUAGAUAUGAUGACACUGAUACAGAAACGGUAUCAAAAACUAAAUUUGAGACUGAUUCUGAAAGUAACUUUACAAGGAUAGAAUCUGAUACUGAAAAAACUCCACUUAGUUCAAGAUCAUCAGGGGCUAGUAUUGAUACAGAUAUUUUAUUGCAGGACACAGAAGAUGUCGUAGCUGCAGUAGGAAAUAAGAAAUCCAUGAAAUCUUCCUCUAAAUCUUUACAAAAUGGACAUGAUUAUUCUUAUAUGAAUGGCAAAAGUCUUUUGAAUGGCAAAAGUCAUGUGAAUGGAGAUUAUCACGAUUCUGAAAGUAUGGUAGCUUAUAUAAAUGGUGAUGAAGAAUUUGACAAGCCUUCUGAUUAUGGAAGUCCAAGAGAAAACUUGGCAAAAAGUACAAAAGCAAAAGCUACCACUAAUAAGAAACCACUAACUAGAGUUUACUCAACUAGUUCUGCCCAAAGACUUCAAAAGUUCAAGGAGACUAAUUUAAAACGGACUAUGAGCACUGGGGAUCAGUCUGCUGUUUCGGAUGUUUUAAGUGAGAGUGACACUUCUACUGCCGAUUUAUCCUUGGACCUCUCUACCUUUGAAGAUAACAAUACAGAGAUAAAUAGGAAAGGUUCCAAAGGUAAAGGAACUAUUUCUAUGACCAGGCCAAAUCGUGCAUUCCAAUUACGCCGUCAGAGAGCAGAUGGCGAUGCGCCCACUACUCCAGGUUCUGAUAUUUCUGAUAGCUCAUUCACAAGUGUAACAAAAACACCAACUAGAAAUGCAAGAACCCCUACAACAACUUCUUCCAGGACUUCUAAAACUCCUACUAGUUCACUGAGGGGCUUAGGCUCAAGGACUCCUACAGGUGUGUCAAGUAACUCUUCAUUAAGCUUUUCAAAAUCUGUUGGAUCUCGACAAAGCUGGCAUGGAUCAUCGUCAAGGACAGAUUUGACUGUAACUGGCAUUUCAAAGGGACGUUCUGGGAAAAUAUCUGAUCGCAGUGAUGUCAGUUUAGGUGCUCAAAUUCAGCGUAAGGGUGAAGACAAUGCUCGGACUUCAAAUUUAGCACGGACAGAAACUGGUAGACAUAGUUUAAAACUAAAUAAAUCCCUUAGUACUUUAGACAAUUCUUCUUCAGAUGUUAGGAAAUCAGAUUUAAAAUCAUUCAAAAAUAGAUUAAAAACAACUCAGUCAUAUGGAUUAAGUGUUUCUGGAGUAGGAAAUAAAACUCAAUCUCAAACACAAAGUGGAACCAGUGCAACCAGGUCUGCUGAAGAAGCAGCAUGGAAAAGGAGAAAGGAAUAUGAUCCUCGGAGAGCAGUUGCUGAAGCUAAAACUAAAUCUAAAGAAAAACAAAGUACUACUUCAUCAUCAUCAUUAACUUCAAUGAAACGGAUGACACGGUCAUCAUCCUUCACAAACUCUUCCGAACUUGGACGAAAUCGUAAAGACAAAAAUGACUCUCUUUCUAGUGCGGAAGGAACUGACACAUUUGAUGAUAGUAGUAUAGCAUCCUCUCAUCGAGGAUUUAUUCCUUAUUCGGGAAGAUCUCAGUCUAGUCACCUCUAUAAAACUUCGUCAGAAGAUGAAGAAUUAAGUCUUGUAGCAAAAUCGGGUCAGUCCCAGGAUGCAUCAUGUUCUGAGGAUUUAAGUCGGUGUUUACUUGGUAGUAAACCACAUUUGUCAGCAUUCACACCACCACCUCCUAAACUUGCUUCUCCUUUACCACGACCUCGUUCUCUUUACAACAAACGUCAUUCCGUAACAGGAGAUACUACAGAUUUUUCCGAUAUCAUCAGACAAUAUCAUAAUAACGUGUUAUCUCAGUCAUAUGACAACAUUUUAGUAUCCUCUAUAUACCAGCUGUCACAUAAACUCAAGUCAAAGACCAAUCAUGUAGUCCAUAGAUUAAGAGAUGAAGAUAGAUUAUUGGUUAAUUCUCCUUCACCAAUAGAUGACAUCAUAGAUCAAUCCAUGAACAGUGAAAUGCCAGCUUGGAAAUCAGCAAAUCAAGAGCUGGCAGGAAUUCUUAGUAAUUUACGGAAAAUUGAACACCAUUUACGAUGUUUAAAUAGAGUUUUAUUCCCAGGAGAAGUGAGUCCAUCCGAUUCUGCAAUGUCAGGGAGAGAAAAACAAGAAUAUUUACAGGAAAUAGAAAGAAUACGGGGUGAAUUAGCAGGAUUCCAACCUAUUGCAAACAAAGAAGACACCUGGAAAUUAAGACAUGAUGAUGAAUCUGUUGAAUCUGAUUGUGAAGAACUCGGUGGUGCGGAGGAAUUCUUCUGAUUUUUGUUAAUUAUAUUUACAAGCGCUUUGUGAUAUUAGAAAUUGUUGUAGAAUUCCAACAGUGCUUUUAAUGCUGCCAAAUAUAUCUGCUGAAGUCUCAGACUUAAUAAAAGUGUUGUCUAAUGCUCUGUGUUGAGGUAAUAUUUCGAGGUCACAGGUUAUCAAUGGAUUCCUUUUAAAGGUCACAAGCAGUUAAUCUAGAUGGAAUCUACAGACCAUGUUUUAAUGGUUUCCUGUUUUAUUCCACAAUGUUUUUUAUUUAGAUUGGAUGAACAGUCAAACUAUGUGGUUAAUAUUUCUGUAGAAGCAGGAAGUUGAUAUCAUUUCAAAAUAACUGCUUUAUAAGAUAAAUUAUAUUUAUUUUAUUCCAAAUACCAGAGGUACUCUGUUUUUUUUUAUAUUGAAAGAAAAAUGUUUUCUUAAUUUCUAAACUUAUCUUUGAAGAAUAAAGAUGGAUUUUUUUUAAGGAUUUAGAGAUAAAAUAAUGCUACAAUGUAUAUCAACCCAAAAAAUUGUUAUCAAAAGACAAAACAAUAUAUCAGGAAUCUGGGAAAAAUCUAUGUUGAAAGAUAACAUAAUUAUUUGUCCAUUCUAAAUAAUUCUAAUGCAUUAAAACAAAUACUUUAAAAACCAACUUUUUCUAUAGAAACUUUUUAUCUGUUGUUAAGAGUGUUCAAAAGAUUGUUUGUGAUACUGAUGAAUGAUAUUAUUUUUAUGAGGGUCAUCCAUUGAAGCAAGGUUUCUUCCUUUUUUAAAAAGUAACAAUAUAAAUUCACCAUUUUAGAAUCUAAAGAAUUAUGGGCCAUUGUAUUGUUCCAACAGGAAAUGGAAAUAAUGCCAUGCCAUUGGUUGAAUUUCCAUUGUUUAGAACGAUGUGUACCAAUCACAACGCUUUGGUGUAACCUUUUGAAAAUAUUACCUAUGAUGCAUUAGAUUCUAAAAUGGUGAAUUGGUAAUGUAGAAACUGCCUUUUCUAUGUUAUAAAUUAUUAAGAUCAAACCUUUUUCGCAAUCCCUCUUCUUUUUAUUUUAUCUAAAGAGAUGAAAUUUUAACUAAAAAGGUUACAAGAGUUCUGAAUUUUCUGUUAUAAUUGCUUAUAAAACAUCAUAAGAAAGAAGAUUCAGAUUUCUAACAUGAAUGUUGUGUUGUAAUCAUUUUUUUAGAAUAAGAGGAAUCCAAUAAAAGGGAAGUAACUUAUAUUUGAUGGAUGAUCCAGAACUUCUGUGAUAUGAUUUCUCUAUUGUAUGUUGUAUUUUUUUUUACAAUUUUUAAUGGUAAAGGCAGUGCCAAUAUGAAUUUUAUUUCAUAACAUAUUUAGAUUUUUAUUUCUUUUACAAAUUAAUCUUUAUGAAACUUUUGGAGAGUAACUAUAAGAAAAGUUUUAUUAAGAUAAAAAUGAGCAAUGUUUGAAAGUAUGUUAGAUUUUGUUGUCUGUAAAAAAUGCACAACCAUUACUUCUGAAGUACUUUUUUAUGCAGACUUACUUAAAAAAAAAUAUUUUAAAAUAAAACAGUUAAGAAAGAAAAAUAUCUGUAAAGCUAAGCUUAUGAUUGUAUAUUCGUUUGGCUAUUGUGAAAUCCAAGAUACUGAUGUUGUAGCGAAGUCUCACACUUUCAAAGUUCAAUGAACUAAGGCUUGUUUGUGAAAUGUAAGAAUGGCAGAUAGUAACAAAAUAUACCUAACCUAAUCAUGUCAUGUUUCUAAUACAAACUUACGAAAUUUUAUUAAUGCAAAUCUGGUAUUCUUGUUAAGAAUGUUGAUUGUGGUUGUUAAUCUUGUUGUUUGUAUUUCAAUAUAAAUACAGAAAUGUUAAUAUGGUGCCAUUUAACCAACCAAUACACAACACUUAGCAAAUGAACAAAUUUUACGUCUUUGAUACAAAUUAUUUAUGAAGAUGAUGAUGAUGAUAAAAGUAGAAUAUCUUUUUUUA